ACCGCGAACGCGGCCCCCGCGUCUGUGGCGGCCCUGCGGCCUCCGCUCCCGCUGAACGCGCUCCUGGCUCGCGGUUCGCAGCCGGAGCGUGUGCGGGCCUGAAUUUCACUUGAAGUUUUGUUGAGGCAUUGUUGCUCAUGUGCGACAUCUUCCCUCCAAAAUGGCUUCUGCAUUCCCGAAAAAGACACCGACAUCUCGUGUUUUGUCCAGGGAAAGACUGAAGUCUAUUACUCUACUUCCCUCUAAAUUCCUGAAGGAAAAGUUUCACAAAGUGAGGAAGAAGACCAGCACUGGGGCGAGUUCUCUGCCCAGAAUUGGCCGAUUGCUACAAACAAGUGAGACUGGUCAAAAGUCGUCAUCAGUUCCCCCGAAAGAGAGUUUGUUCCAGGUUUCUCCAUCAGAGAUAGUAUUUCAGAACUUCGUCGCUCAUGAAGUCUCUGAAAUGGUACUGUCUGUCAUAAAUAAGGACAAGUUUAAUCGGCUGGUGAAGAUUUCCAUGGAGAGAUCACCUUAUUUUGAGCUGGUGUGCCCCAAUGAAGCAUACCACAUCAUGCCACCAGGUGUGUCCUCCCCUGUGCGCAUCCGCUUCACCCCCAAGAAGAACCAGGAUUAUUCCCACGAACUCAUCUGCAUCACUGCAAAGGAACGGGUAGUUGUGCCAAUUCGGGCCAUUGGUGCCCGAGCCAUUCUGGAAUUCCCUGACCAGCUGGACUUCUCGCAGUGCCCAGUCAAGUACAGCACCCAGAAGACUCUGCUGCUUCGCAAUGUUGGUAACCUGGAAGCUCAUUACCAACUGAACACCCAGAGUCCUUUCUCUGUGGUUCCAGCCACGGGAACUCUGGGUGCUGGUGACACUGUGCAGGUGACAGUGGGAUUUCACCCGCUGAAGGUUGGUGACCAUUCUGGGACCCUGGAAGUGUGCGGCAACAGAGGUGAAAAAAGUAUCCGCACAAACCUUCACGGAGAAGCUGUAGAUGUUGACAUUGCGUUGAGCACAAAUUCCCUGAAGGUUGGGAAGACUUUCAUCACCACAUCAAACUACAAAAUCGUGUUAAUUGAAAACAGGAGUAACAUCACAACCCACUUCCAGUGGAAAACUUUUCCUACUGAGGAAAAUGAGAAUGAAGAGAAGAGGAGGCAGUGCUAUUUGCUGCAACCACUGAAUGAGGGGUCGCUGGAAAACUUCAUCAAGGAGAAAAAUAUAGAGAAGAAGGACUACGGUGAAGAUAACACUGCCGUCCUGAGCCGCAUGGUCCAGGAGGAGACAAAAAAGGUGCAAGAAGACCCCAUGCUGUACUCUGAUGACAUUUUUUCCAUUGAGCCAAUGGAGGGAAAGAUCAGGCCAAAUAGUUGGACCAAAAUCAAGGUGAUAUUUAAACCCCUAGAAGCACUAGAGUAUCGAAGUGUGGCUUACUGCAACAUCUCAGGCCGUGAGAGCAGGCUGCCCCUGCGCCUCAGAGGGCAAGGCCAAGGACCUUUGGUUGAACUCAGCAAUCGUGUGCUGAACCUUAGGAACAUUUUUGUUGACACCCCGUACGUCUAUGAGGUGAAACUGAUUAACCAAGCAGCUAUUGAUGCUCCCUUCACCUAUAUCCGUACAACUGCAAAUGUGGGCUACUGCUUCAAGUUUGCACCUGAGGAGGGCAUCAUUCCACCAGGUGGGAUCCAGACCAUCCAGAUCUCAUUUAAUGCCACCAUACUGGGGAGGUUUGAGGAAGAAUUCCAGUUCAGUGUGGCUGGAUCUCCUACUCCUGCUAUCCUGACAAUCAAGGGGUUUGUCACUAGACCGCAUUUAUACUUCAACGUCGAUGAACUUGACUUCGGUGACGUUUCCUUUGGCUUUCCCUACACCAAGACAUGUUGCCUCACUAACCCCUCCCCAGUGCCCCUGACGUUCAAGCUCUACAUGUCUGACGAUGGCACACAGCCUGCUGUUAGUAGUUUUGAUCAAAUAUGCAAUGACAGUGACCCAUCCUGGAGGGACGGAAUUCAUUUUUAUGUGAAGCCAAGGGAGUUUACAAUGAAUCCCAGCCAAGGGACCAUCCUUCCCCAGGGACACCAGGAUAUCGAGGUGACCCUGUGUGCCAACACUGUGAUGACAUUCUACCGGAGAUUGCUGGUGGACCUGGAGGGUUUUGGCAAUGAAGUGGCAUCACUGACCAUCACAGCCAGAUGUGUCGUUCCUGAUCUGCGAGUGUACCCCCAAAUCCUGCUGUAUGAUGAGUGCCGCUUGAAGGUGCCAUACCAGAGGAAGUUCCUCAUUGCAAACAACACCGACCUUCCCGGCUGCUACGGGCUUAUUCCCCAGGAUCAUGAGGAGGACACUCCUGUGUUCUACUCCAGCCCCAAACCCUGUGGAAUUGUCCAGCCUCACAGCAUUGCAGAGAUUCCAGUUACAAUCGAAGUUCAAACAUUGGGCAAGCAUUGCACCAGUCUUCUUAUCGGCGUGUUUGGGGAUCAUAAAAACCCACGGAGACCGGAAUUACGGAGCAUUGGACGGCUGGCAGACAUCUACCCAGUUCCAAGGCUGAUAGAGUUUGGCAGGAUCCCAGCGCUAGAGCCUAAUUCACAAAUGUUUACCCUCUUCAAUGAAGGUCCUGUCCCUACAGACUUCAGGAUACAGGUGGCUUGCAAACCCCACUGCUACAUCAUUGAACCCAGAGAAGGAGUGAUCCCUGCUAGGGGUGAAGUUCCUGUGACGAUCACAGCAACCCUGGAUGACACUGGGCUUUUUGCUGACACUAUCCAGCUGUUCACUGGGAACAGCCUUCGGACUGCUUUCGUGUUGGUGGCUGUGGGCAUUGGCACCACAAUUGUCAUAGACAAACCAUUUGUCCCAGAGCUCAACUUGGGACACCAAUUCAGCUUCCUUCCCUGUAUUCGUCGGUUCAAAGUAACAAACAGGGGCCACCAUUUCCAUCGGCUCUUCUGGAGUGUGGAACGUCACAGCCCACCUGAAGAGGAGGGCCAGAAUGUCUCAGUGCUCAGUAGCCCCAAGGCCAAAGAUGAUUUCCAGAUCCCAAAAUGUACCAGCCCCGCGUUUGUGCUGAAGCCACUGUUGAUGGAGCUGCGGCCAGGCGAGUCUGCGGACAUGGUGCUGCAAGGCUUCUCCCACAGGGCGCAGGAGGUGCAGGAUUAUGUCAUGUGUGAAACUGUCUUUGGGACAGCCAGCAGGAUGGAGAAGAUAAUAGAAACAACCAUCACCUGCAAGUUUGUUGAUCCUUCCAUAGAAAUAUCAGCUAAAAAAUUAUCUUUCCGAGUGGAGAAGAAACCCAGUGAUGUCCUGGCUCUGCAGUACAAGCCUUUGGCUUUAACAAACACCUGCUCCCUGCCACUUGAUCUCAUGCUGGACUUGGAGCAGCCAUUUCUGGUGUGCGAUGCGGACCGGCAGCCCCUCCCAGAUGGCCAGCCUGUUACAGUGGAUGUAGGGCAGACCUGUCAUCUCUACAUCGCAUUUGACCCAACUUAUGAACUGGAUUUUAAUAGCUGGAAGGAAAAAAAGCUUCUGAAGAUAAACAUGGUCAAGGACCAUCCUUAUGAGGAGCGUAUCUCCCUUCGAGGAGAAGUCCACUUCCCAAAUCUCCAAAUCCAGCCCAGCGCCCUGGAGUUUGGCUGCAUCCUGGCUGGCACCAAAGAAGUGCGUUCUGUGCAGAUGACCAACUGCAGCCCACUGCCUGUCCAGUACCACUGGUCAUUCCAUGCGGACAGCCAAGUGAACAGGCUGAGAUAUGAGCGUUACCCACCAAAGUUUGAACCUAAGUUCAAACCCCAACCACCAAAGGAGAAGAGAACCAGUUUGGAUUGCUUGGCAUCUCAGAGGAGACGCUUCAGGAUUAGAAAUGGGGAGGACCCAGCCACAGCCCUGAGAGCAUCAUGGGAUCCUGCCCAGUCCUUAGGAGCAGAGAUGCUGCCAUUUACUUGUGAAAAGUAUUACAUCCCACUAGGCCUGGGGGGAUUCAGGUUACCCACGGACGUACCAUGCACUCCCCUUGAAGUGGAGAAGGCUUUCAGUAUCCUGCCGCAGUCAGGUGUGCUACAGCCAGGAGAAAGACAGCAAGUCUCCUUCAUCUUCUCUGGCCACCUCGACACCAUGGCCAGUGUCACGGCUCUGUGCCACGUGGAGGGAGGCCCCACCUACGAGGUGGAGCUGACUGGGGAGGCCUCACGCAUCAGCUAUUCCCUGAGCCUCCGGGAGAUCAGCUGUGGCUCUCAGGUGUUUAAUGAAAUUCAUCACAGCAGCGUUACACUGGCAAACACUGGCAAGAUUGAAUUCAACUGGGUGCUAAACCUUAGCACUGCAGAGCAACAUCUGCCUGGCGUGUUUCUGGUCAAGCCCACCCAUGGCUCCAUUGCACCUGGCGAGAAGCAAGUGCUGAAAUUCUCUUACAUGCCAGAAGUACCAGGACCCUUCAGCAGGACUUUUCAGCUUAAAGUGGGUGAACUGGACCUCGAAAAUAUCUGCCUAAAAGGAGAAGCAUUCUUACCCAUGAUCAGUGUGAACCUGCCCUGGAACAUCGAAGAAAAUGAAAAAUAUGAGAAGCUCAUAAAACCCCAGCGACGAUACAGUCAGAGGAAAAAAUCGGUUGUUCGGAAGAAGAAUCAGAACCCAAAGAUUGCGACACUGAAGACUCGGGACCUGAAGACCCGUGUGCCCGGCUCUGGCAUUGUAUCAAAUAUUCAGCUGCAGAUGGAGUUGGUGAUGAACCUGGUAAAGAAGCCUGCUCUGGAGCUGCAGAGAAAGUUGCAAUCCCAUCGCUCAAAAAGCAGGUUCCCAAACAAGAAGCUGUGCCAGAAUCUUGUCAAAGUUAAGCUGCCUGAGUAUGUCCUGGACAUGGGCACUGUCCUUAAGGGUAACACUGAGACACGCACUCUGGUGAUCACCAAUCCUGGGCAGAUCCCAGUGUCCUUCCAGGCUGAUGUAUCUGCCCUGCAGAACACAGGUUUCAGAAUGAAUCUUGACGAUAUACAGGGCCUGUCUCACAGACACACCACAAUGUUUGAAGUGCACUUUGAAAGCAUCUGCCGGCCAUGGAGUGAUGUGGAUGUGCUGCUGCCCAUAGAGGUGGCAGAAGGCCCCCCGUAUAACAUCCGCCUCUGUGCGGCUGUGUUGGAACUGUUACUCGACCUAUCCAAGAACACUUUGCAGUUCUCUGAUAUCUUCGUUGGACAGUGCCAGCUUGAGACAGUCCAGCUCUCCAACUGGUUCCAAGUACUCUACAAAUGGUUCAUUAAGGCCCUCGAGCCUGUUACGAAGGACAAGCAAGGCAAAUACAGGACACCAGCUGUGGGUCAGAAGCAGCAGGCACUGGAGAAUGAGCCCUGUCCCUUUGAAGUGAUACCCUCCAAAGGAACCCUUGAUCCAGGAAGGUGGCAGAACUUGCAAAUCCAGUUUACACCCAAGAAGCAGAGGUCUUACAGGAAUGAGCUGAAGCUUAACAUUUGUGGUAGCAGCAAUCACUUAAAGCUGCAUCUCUCAGGACAAGGCCUGGAGGCACGGUUGGAGUUCAGCCCCCCAGCACUAAAGAUGCUGGUGGACAGAGAUGGGCUGGAGGCCACAGUGGUGGUGAAGAACCCGUGCAACUUCCCUGUUGAGUUUUACUCACUGGAUUUUGAUGAGCUUGAGGAGGAGAAGAUCCUGCGGAUGGCAGUGGGGUCUGAGUACCAAAAGAACUUUCUGAUGCCUCCACGUGCCGUGGGUGGGACACUGCCCCCAGAGGUGCUGGAUGACUAUGAAGCACAGAAGAGGCUGAAAGCUCAACAGGCAGAGCUCAGGGCCGUGGCAGAACUCAAGGCCAUGGCAGAGGCUGAGGCUGAAGCCAUGAACAAGGCAGCAACAGUUUAUCACGGGGCUGUCACACCCUCUCCUGAGCCCAUGGUGGAAGUGACUGGGAAUCCUGUGUCUCGGGCUGUCAUGCGGCACCUGGGCAUUGACUCAUCUUCAGACAGGUGUGAAGCACAGCAGGACAGAGGGAUUGUUGUCAUCAUCCAUGGGCCACCCCAGGCAGGAAAGACAGAGGUAGCAGCAGCCUUGUGUCACUAUUACGACGCUGCGCACUUGUCCAUUGACACCGUGGUGAAAGAGGCCAUUGCCAAUGACCAGAGCAAAGCAGGGUGCUGUGCCCGGGAGCUUUGCACCAACGCUGCCAUGGAGCUGAAAAGCGAAGAUGAAGGUAAAAAGCCUCAGCUCACAGCUCAGACCAAGAAUAAACAAGUCUCUGGGAAAAAAACCAAGAAGAAGAAGAAUGCCAAAGGCAAGAACUUUCCAGCACAAAAGAAGAAGGAACCAGCCAACAAACCCAACAAAAAGGACACCAAGUUCACAGUUUCCACUGCUCCUGCGCCGCAGCAGCUGAACAUCAUCAGCAGUCGUAGGGAAGAGCUGAACUGCUUGAGCUAUGUGCUGCCCGAGGACCUGCUGGUGGACAUCCUCUGUGAGAGGCUGAAGCGUGAAGACUGCUACAAGGGAGUGGUCUUUGAUGGCUUGGAGAGCCUCUUUGCAAGCAGCCUGGAAUCUUCUCUGCUCUGUGUAUACAAAGCUGUCAAGAAUCAUCGUCAUAUCUACAUGGUGAACCUACAUCAGGAUUGUGCUUCUUGGAAAGCCAAGGAGGAAGCUGAAAGAGAGAAGGGAGAACUGCAGCAGAAAAAAUCUCUUCAGAGGAGCACAGAAUGUGUCUUGCAAAUGGAUGAGGAUGAUGCCCUUCCUGAGAAGAAAGCUCUAGUGGAUAAAAUAAUACUGGAAAGGAAGCAUACACAGACAGAGAGGGAGCUGAAGCAGCUGGCUCAAAAGCUUGAGGAGGAGGCAAAAGCCUUGGAGAAGGAAGAUAAGUGGAAGGAGGAAGAGAGGCGAAAGAAGGAAGAGAAGAGGAAGAAGGAAAAGAAGGAUGUCUCCGUAGGGAAGCAACCUGCAAAACCAGAGAAGAAAGAAAGUAAAUCCCCAGAGAGGAAGGAAACCAAGGCCCCAGAGAAGAAGGAAACCAAAAUCCCAGAGAAGAAAACCACAAUACCAGAGAAGAAGGAAACAAAAGUCCUAGAGACGGAGGGAACCAUAAUCCCAAAAAAGUGGAAAUACAAAGCCCUAAAGAUGCAGAAAAUCAUAAUCGCAGAGAAGGGGGAACCCAAAGCCUCAGAGAAGAGGGAAUCCAAAGCCCCAAAGAAGAAAGCCUCAGAGAAGGGGGAAACCAAAAUCUCAAAGUACUCAGCUGAGAUGGAGAAGAGGUUUCAGAUCUUUGCGUUAUCACGGGAAGAUAUCACACGGGUUCUCGCCUACUUUGAUAGGGUUCAGGGUGUUGUGCAGUUACCUGUGAUCCAAAAUGGAAACACGUCCCAGCCUUCAGCUGAAAACAAAGAUCAGAAGACCAAUAAACCUCAGGAGAAGGUGGAGAAGAAGCCUGAACAAAAAUGUGGAGGCCAAAGGAGUCUUCAGUUAUCUCAGCUGGAGACACAAAGUGAAGCUGCAGAAGGAGCAGUCAUAGACGAACAUGUCGGGGUGCUGUGCUUGGACAUCCAGGUCACAAAUCCAAAGGCCAUGAUUAGGGAGAUCCUGAGGGAUGGGAGGCUGCCAACAAAAGACGAGAUGCUGAGAUAUCUGGGACUGCAUCCCGAAGGGCCUCCCCUUCCCCCUGCUGCUGUCUUCUCUGUAGUCAGCUACCCAGAGGAGCGGUUGGGCUCUGCAGAGCAUGUGAAGCCCUUCACCAUUGCUGCACCGGAAGGUGCUGCUAUGGAAGACAAGCUGGCCAAGGCCCCAGAUGCGAAGGGCGGUUCUGCUGCGGGCCGACCAAAGACAGGUAAAGCGGCCAGCAGAGACAGCUCUCCAAAAGAGAAACAGAUCUCCACACAGGGAACAGAAAGUCCCCAGGAUUCCUGUGCAACAAGAUGCAAAAGUGUGCUGAAAAGAGCCUCAAUCCCCACAGAAUUCCUCAGGUACAAGGUCCAGAACUGUCCUGGCAACUCAGAGAAUAUAACCAUCCUCAACAACUCCCCCAUGGAUGUAGAGGUCCAGUUCUCCUUUGAGAAUGAUGGGAAAGCAGACACAUUCCUUUUGGACCCUCCCAGAAUGUCACUGAAACCAGAGGAGAAGCAGGAGCUGACCAUUUGGGCAUACCCCACUUCCCCUGGCUUGCUGGAAGACAAACUCAUCUGCUGCAUUGAGAAGAACCCAGACCCAGUGGUCUUCAGCUUCUGCUGCCACGGGGUGCACGUGAAGCUGGAGGUCAGCCCCCUGGAGCUGUCUUUUGACAAGCUGCUUCUGCACAGGACUGACAACAGGACCUUGGUCCUGAGAAAUGACACCCUACUGCCUGUGGCCUGGAAGUUCAGUGGGCUGGAUGACCUUGUUGAGGCCUUUUCCUUGUCACAAGAUAACGGCAUUAUUGAUCCCCACUCAGAGUUUGAAGUGACACUGAAUUUCAAGGCCGAGAAGAUUGGCAUCAUUGAGAAGAUCCUCCGACUAGAGGUUUCAGAUACAGAAAACAUCCUGGGGAUUGUUCAGGCUGAAAACAUCAAAAUCUCUGCAGAAGUCUGUGAUGUUUCUCUGAGCAUCGACAUGCCUGAAGGUCCAGAUGGAAGCUUGGAAUUUGGAACUAUUAAUGUCCUGGAUAAUGUGAAGAAAGUCCUGACUCUAAAGAACAAAGGGCUAUACAACAUUGAGUACCAUUUCAUGCUGAAGGGUGCAGGUCCCACGAUGCAAGAUUUGACAUCCCACUUCACUGUUGAGCCUCAGUCGGGCGUGCUGAUUGCCUCCCAGCCUGGUGUGAAUAUUGAGAUCCUCUUCCAGCCCAAAAGGGAAAUGCUCCUCAAGAACAAACCCAUCCUGUACUGCCAGGUGACAGAUGCCAGCUCAGGGGAAGGAGGCCAGACUGUUGCCACCAUCCCACUGAGAGUGUCGGCGAAAGCUGUGUACAGCAAGUACAGUAUUGAGCCUGCUCCACCCAUCAACUUUGGGGCCAUAAUCAGGGGCGCCAGGAAGACCCAGAUUGUCGUGCUGGAGAACAAAGGCAUGCUCAACUUCAAAUUCCGCAUCCACCAAGCCCCCAGGGAUGCAUCUGCAAGCUCAAAGCAAGGAGAAUCUGCUGCAUUGGCUACAAAGCUGAAAUCAAGCUCCUCACAGGAUCACCUCACUCUUGGCAUGUUCAUGGUGUCCCCCUGCUCUGGCUCCAUCGCUCCAUGGGGCCAACAGAAGAUCGCCGUGGAUUGCCUUGCUGGGCAGGAGGGGACAUGUGAGGAGCAGCUCUACAUUGACAUCACGGGCAGAGACCCCAAGGACAAUCCCCUGGGCAUUCCCUUUACCCUGAUUGCUGAGUCCUGCCUCCCAGCAUUUGCUGAGGAUGUCAUGUUAAGCUUUGAGGAGUACCCGAUCUGCAGCAGCACUGACCUGAGCUGCAAGCUACGAUCAGUGAAAGGCACAGGCCUGUUUGUCAGAGAUGAGAACAAAUUCAUCUUCACCAAGGUUCUGGUUGGGCAAGAGGCUGAAAUUUAUUUCAGUAUCUACAAUGCAAGUGGUCUGCCAUGUGACGUGGUCCUCUCCAUCAAACCCCUGCCUGGAAAGGUAAAAAGCCAUAUCAACAACAUUUUCAAGUUGUAUCCAGCCACGAUGUCCAUUCCCGGCUCAUCCAAGUCUGUUGGUACGGUGACCUUCACCCCACCGGACCAGCAGAACUACGAAUGCACUUUCAAGGCUUCCCUUGUCAUCCCAAAAAGCUUUGUGAAAAUUAAACCCCAAACCCUGACCUUCACCAUCAGUGGGAAGGGGCAUGAGCCACAGGUGGCAGUCGUGUGCCCAAGUGCUCGCAGCAAGAGGGGAAAUGCUGUGCUGCGCUUCAAGAGGCUCCGGGUGGGGGAUUCAGAGAUGCUCCCCCUGGUCAUCCGUAACAAUGGCAGCAUACCUGUCAAGUUUAUGUUACACCUGGAGGAUGAGCACGGAGUGUUCUACUUGAAAGGCAGGGCCUCCACACUCAUGAAAUUCUACACUGAAGAUGUAGAAGAGGACUGUGUUGGAAAUGAGAGCAAGCCCCCAAAGAAGCCUUUCCUGCUUCUGCGUCAUGGGCAGUCGACUAACUUUGAUGUAAUUUUCAAACCCACUCUGGCUCAACGUCUGGAAGGGAAGAUUCGUGUGUUAGUGGGGGACAUCUACUCUAACAAGACCCUAAUAGAGCUCGUGGGUGAAGGCCACAAGGAUGAAUUCACCCUUGAUGGACUAGAGGAAGACACAGAGGAGAGGAAUGCUGACAGCAGUCUGAAGAAAGACAUCAUUGAUGCUGUCAGAGUGAAUCACAUCCAGUUUGGGGACUGCCCUGUUGGGAGGCCCUACCGCAGGACCUUCACCAUCACCAACCAUACCAGUACGAAGGUCAUGCUCUUUAAGUGGGAGGCAGACGCCACGUUCCAGUUCUUCCCCAAGGCGGGAGACCUCUAUCCUGGCUGUGUCAAGGACAUCACAGUGACCUUGAAAUCAGAUGUCCCAGCUGUCUUCAGGAGGCACCUUGUGAAAUGUAAGGUGACCAAGAUCAACUUUCAGCCACCACCGAGGAAGGUUCAGGACUGGGAGGACCAAAUGUGCAUUGUCACAACGGAGGAUGAUACCAGGAAAGACCUAGCAGACAGCUGGCCUAAGAAAGAGAAGAUGGUCCAGACAGCCCUGGAACCAGCUUACACAGUGGUGGAGGAGAGCAGCCAGGAGGCUGAGGUGUACCUCAGUGCCUUUGUUGCCUGCACCCAGUUCAAACCGAGCACAGUCGUGGUUCAGCUCAAGGAUACCUUGCCCAACCAGACAAGUGCAGCCACUUUCAGGAUGCACAACACUGGGAAUAUAGCCCUGGAAUAUACCUGGAUGGAAGCUGCAGAUAGUGAAGCAGUGAAGAAGCUACACUCAAUGACUCUGAUGCGUCAGUUCCUCUCCUCUGCUACUCUAAGGCACCACAGAAAGCUGCUGCAUCAUUUCUGGUGGCAGCAGGAGCAUCCUUUUGAGACACAUCCUUCUGAACUGCGGCAGCUGGCGGAGCAGCAGCAGGAUUCUGAGCAACAGCAGCAGCAGGAUUCUGAGCAGCAGCAGCAGGAUUCUGAGCAGCAGCAGCAGCCCAAGCACCAGGACCGCGCAGAGAAGCUGCACUGCUCAGAGCAAAAACACCUCUUUCUGCAGCAUGUCAGUUCCUCCCUGGAAGUCUUCCCAGAUGUCAUCCGUGACCUGCCACUCUUCUCCAUCAACCCCUACCAUGGCAUCAUCGCUCCUGGCCAGAAGCAGAUCUUUCACGUCCUGUUCUCACCAAAGUAUGCGGGGAAGUUUAGGACCACCAUGUUGUUCAGGACUCCUAACCUGAAGCCAGCUCUGAAGAAGGCAGAGGUGAUUGUGAAAGGCAGAGCCCAGGAGCGGAAGAGUCUUGACAAACCGAAACGCUCUGCGUUACGGCAGACAGAGAAAGGUCAGGGACCCAAGAAACGGGUGCACUGGAAACCAACACUUGAGUGACAGCCUUUGUGUUAGCUGCAGCAUCCAGCAGGAGCUGGCAACAUCGUGUCUGCUGCUGCUGAUAGUCUGCCACCCUUCACCAGAGACCUCUGCAGCUACCCUUCCAAACUCCACUAAACACCUUUCUCUUAUCCUUAAUUACCUACAUUAAUUAACUAAUUGUUAAUUAAACAAUUGGUAAUAAAUUGUUAAUUGUCAGCUUGUCUUGGUUGGAAGGACAGGUGUCUGUGGGACCUCUCUGGAAUGGAGAAUGUGAUCUCCUUCCCUCCAAAUUAUUAUAACUUUGAAAUUAAGGGGCUUUCAGGCAAAGAUAUGGGAAAAGGAGUAACAGUUUUUUACUAGUAUGUAUAACAAGGCAAACAAACAGCAGCACUGGCAGCAACAGCAAACAGAACCAGAUACCCCAGCACAGCCUUCUCUCGGCUGCAGGCACUUUCCCUUUGGUGUGGUUCCAGUCACAGCUGGGCAGGGAAGGGAGGCAAAUAAUGAAUAAAACAAUUGCUAGAAAAAUUAUAAUUAAGCUACACCAAGGAAUACAAGGGAACCCAAGCACUGUGUGAUCAAUUCUUAAGAACUUACUGCUGUGAGGGAGUCUAUACAGUAGCCAAAUAGUGACUGAACAAUGCCCAAUUUGUUAAAAGAUAAAUAAGAAAGUGAUCAGAAAACACCCUAGUGAGGGAGGAGCCCUAGCCCUUAGACCCUUUCCAAAUAUGCAAAUGCAUUACUCUGAGUUCCCCAAAAUAAAGAGAUGCAAGUAUCUUCUUGUAAUAGUUGAUCACCUCACCCACUGGCUAGAAGCCUUUCCUCCCUCAGCUGCAAUUACCUCAAAAGUGGUUAAGAUGCUAUUAGAACAAAUUCUUCCUAGAUAUGGGAUAAUUGAAAGAAUGCACUCAGAUGAGGGAACACACUUUACUUCAAAAAUUUGACAUUCUAUAUGUGUUGUAUUAGACAUGAAUUGGAAAUUUCAUACUCCAUGGCGACCUCAAUGCUCUGGAUAUGUGGAAAGAAUGAAUGCUUUCCCUAAGAACAAUAUUACCAAAUUAAUGACUGAAACCAAACUAGCAUUAUUACAGAUCAGAACUGCUCCAAGAAAGGAGCAUUUCUUGUUCCUAUGAAAUGUUAUUUGGGUUACCUUAUCUGGGUAGGGAGGAGGAGCUGAAACUAAUGAAACUUAUACCUCAGAAAUUAUUUGCAGGCAAUCCCACUUUCUUUCACAAACCUUAAAAGGUUUGUUACCCCAAACAUCACCUCUAGACUUUCAUUUACACUAUGUAAAACCAAGAGAUUUGGUUCUAAUAAAAUUUUGAAAAGAUGAUGCCUCAACACCAGCAUGGGAAGGUCCCUUUCAGGCACUUUUAACAACUAAAACAAUUACCAGGACUGCAGAAUAGGAGUGGUCUCAAGCCUCUGAAGUCAAAGACCAGUGGAAACUCCUUCCCAAACUUGGACAGUGGUACAAGGAAGUGAUCCUUUAAUCUUCAAAAGAUGAUUUAAUAGUGAAGAGUCAAGGCCAAGACUGGAGUGACCUCUGUACCUGCCACCAGAGAGACUUUGGCUCCACUGUGGCCUGCAAUCCCUUGGGUGUUGAGCAGUGGGAAUAGAAAUCAUACCAGACCUUGACAGAAGAGGAAUAGGAAAUGAUGUUCUAAGACUCUGGAAAUCACUGCAUGGAGUGUCACAGCUUCUGUGCUUCAUCUCCAUAUCCCUACAGUGUGCUGUUCUAGUGCACAGAACUUAGGAAGCAGGUAUGGAUAAUGAGGAAGGUAGUCUUUGCUGCCACAGCUAUGAUCUGAGCUUUGCUUCAUCCGAGCAAGCACAGAUGGAACUGAUGGGAGACACUGCACACAAGUAUACCCACAACUCACUUUACUUGAGUUGGAGGAGAACUAUGGGCAGCAACGUGAACUGACAAAUCAGGAACUUUUAAAUACAGUAAUUUCAUGACCAUAAGGUGUACCGGACUAUAAGACGCACCCGCCGGGAG
This is a messenger RNA of Catharus ustulatus (Swainson's thrush), 13445 nucleotides long. RefSeq names its product hydrocephalus-inducing protein-like. NCBI's taxonomy places the organism in Eukaryota, Metazoa, Chordata, Aves, Passeriformes, Turdidae. Gene Ontology annotation, cellular component: axoneme. The coding region runs from base 161 to 11461 and encodes 3766 amino acids. Gene Ontology annotation, biological process: axonemal central apparatus assembly; cilium movement. The transcript is spliced from 65 exons. The record is from RefSeq and is a predicted model, not a curated record.